This is a messenger RNA of Dovyalis caffra, 1419 nucleotides long. The record is from the annotation of a GenBank genome assembly. NCBI's taxonomy places the organism in Eukaryota, Viridiplantae, Streptophyta, Magnoliopsida, Malpighiales, Salicaceae.
AUGGCUAACUUGAGGACGGCAAUGGACUCAGCAUUCUGGGACCAACCCAUUUCUUCCUCACAAACCCUAGAGGGUUGUGCCUACUCCGUUCCUGGAGACCCAUUUCCUCUUGAAGCCGCUAGAGCCAGUAAAGCACUUAGAAUUCAACAACUCUCUCUUUUAAGAAAUGGGUUCCCUUUGGGUAUCAUUCCCUCUUACUCGCCUACUUCAAACAAGGACCUUGGCUCUUUCUCUCUCCAGUCUCUCUUCCUCAAACUCACCACCUCUAACAGUUGGCUUGGAUUAAUUGGGCAAUUUAGACCAAAGAAGCUGAUUUCUUCUAUUAAAGGAGAAUUUACUAAUGCUGAUGAAUUUGAAUGGCCUGCGUUUAAAGAUGGAGCUAAGCAUGUGAUCGACAAGUCACUUUAUUCUCUUGGUUUAUUCUCACAAGUUUCCUUGUCUUCUUCAUCUUCUGUGUUGCUAAGCACAGAAAGGCAUGGUGAGAAGAAGAGACCACGCUACAAGAUGAUGCUCUGGCAUGAGCUUCCUGAUCAUGAUAUAACUUUAGAGGCUGCAUGGCCUGGGCUGUUUGUUGACCAUAAAGGAAAAUAUUGGGAUGUUCCUGAGUCAAUAACCUUGGAUAUGUCGUCCCUUCCCUCUGAAUCUGGGUUCCGAUACCGUUUCGGUGUACACAAAAACAGUGGUCAUCCUCAGCCUUUCAACACCCUAAAUGGUGAGGCUCCUUGUGCUUUGAUGCCCGGACUAUGUGCGAAGGCUGCAUUUUCUUACGAAAAGAACAAGGAUUUUUGGAGGCAAAAGGAGAAAAUGGAUGAUACCGUGGUGAAAACGGAUAAGGGCAAGGUUUGGCGCCCUUCAUAUGACGUGCGCCUUAGCGAACCUCAUGCAGCAAUAUCUGGAAUUAUUGGUGGCACGUGUGCGGCCUGGUUUUGGGGCAAUGAAAGCUCACUGUCUACAGAAUUGCAUGUUGAUAGGGACGCUUCAAUUAGCACCAAGAAGAGAAGUCCAUUAAAUGCUGAUUUGUUUGGCUCUAUUUGCUAUACUUUCCAGCAUGGGAAGUUCACUAAGCUGUAUGGUGAUCUAACCAGGGUGGAUACUCGUCUGGAUAUCUGUUCAGCUUCUGCUGUUGCUAAAAGGGUUUUCAAUGUUUUCAGAAGUUCUUCCUUUACUAAUGCAGACAAUCCACUGUCUUCUCCCAAGCUUAGUCUGAUCCUCCAACAGCAGGUUGCAGGUCCAAUUAUGGUUCGGCUUGAUUCAAAGUUCUCACUUGGUUCUUCAUCUGGAAAACAAGGCCCACAUGUCGAGGAUCUCAUAUGCAGCUUGAGUUACUCAUUAAGGCUUUUACGCUCUGGGAAGGUUGUCGCUUGGUAUUCUCCAACAAGAAAAGAGGGGAUGAUUGAGUUGCGCAUGUUUGAGUUCUAA